This is a messenger RNA of Salmo salar (Atlantic salmon), 3889 nucleotides long. Its product is annotated as transcription factor GATA-5. The record is from RefSeq and is a predicted model, not a curated record. NCBI's taxonomy places the organism in Eukaryota, Metazoa, Chordata, Actinopteri, Salmoniformes, Salmonidae. Gene Ontology annotation, cellular component: nucleus. Gene Ontology annotation, biological process: positive regulation of transcription by RNA polymerase II; negative regulation of transcription by RNA polymerase II; cardiac muscle tissue development. Gene Ontology annotation, molecular function: RNA polymerase II cis-regulatory region sequence-specific DNA binding; zinc ion binding; DNA-binding transcription factor activity, RNA polymerase II-specific.
UUCCAAAUGUCUAUAGUUAAAGUGAUAAUUGUUCUAUCAUCAUGCCAAGUUAUUGGUAGUAUCUCUUAUCGCCCCGUUGUUGUUUUUAUAGAGAUCUCAUUCUCAUAUAUGGUCAUAAGAUAACAAGCAUAACUUUCCCUCUCAGAGGAGACAUUAUUUGUACAGCAAGCUCUGAUUUAGCUAAGUUUGUGUACGGCUCGUUUCUAGACACACAGCACUAGUUGAAUGAUGACCAAUCUAAAAAGAUGUGCUGCGUAAAUUUGACCCGUGUUGAUCUAUCUUUGUUGAAUUAAAAUAAAGGCAAGCCUACAGAGUCUGUUUACUUUUCGGUGUUUUAUUUAUCAUUUUUAUUUUGUUGUCCGUUAGUUACUAGACUGCACCGUCACGAUUAAUAUAUAGGAAAACAAUAGAAGUAUCACAUCAUUUAUUGGGUUGAAUCAUUUUAAAACAACUUUAACAUUUCAGAAAGAACUGUGACAAUUUCGUGAAUCUUUCAAUUUUAACUUAUUGUUGAUUGUAAAAAAUAAAGCACAGCAAAUUCCGCAAAAGUGUGUCUCUUCUUCAGAUAGGAUUCAUUAAAGCUGGUCUUGCGCUUGCCCCCUCUGCCCCUCUCCUCCUCCAACUUCUGAGUCCUACCUUGUGCGUCACGUGGUCUAGCCCGUACAAAUAACUCCCAGUAAAGUUUUCCAGCAGAGAACUAAUCGGAGCUCUAUUAAAUCAGCAAUUAUCAGCGACGUUAACUAUCUUCACUUACAAAGAAGUGAUAGAGAGAGAGGCUUAGACCAUCCGGGGAAGUAAGAAAUAUUUUUUCCUCGUAAACUUUUCGGCACAAAGGCGUUUUGUACAUCUUUGUGGGAGCCUCGGUCACUUUCGUUGAGUCUAUCUAAGUGAACAAGUUUGAACAAAGCGCUGCUGAACCUGCUCCUCUGGAAAAAGCUUUAUCACCCAACUGUUCUUAUCUGGAACGGAUUUAUUUGCUCAUUAUCCCGCAAACUGGAUAACGAAAAAUCGCCGACGACUCAAGCUGUCCUAGGAGCUAAUUGAAAGUGUCUUGUCGUGACCCACUUUGUCCCAGGAGUCCAAACCCAUAUUCUUCCAUAUAGGGCGAGAAUACGGUGUUAAAAUGUACCAAAGCCUUGCUAUGUCAUCCAACCAGUCCCCAUACGCACACGAUGCAGGGAACUACAUGCACCCUUCAGCGAGUUCCCCAGUCUACGUGCCCACUACGAGGGUGCCUGCUAUGCUGCAAACCCUGCCGUACUUGCAAACAUGCGAGUCCGCCCAUCAGUCCCAUGGCCUCGGCGGGCAUCACGGCUGGUCUCCGGCUGGCUCAGACAGUUCGUCUUUCAUUCCGGGCAGCCCCCAUCCGCCUCCCGGGUUCUCUUACUCUCACAGCCCGCCAGUAAGCAGCAAUAACGGCAGGGACACAGCCUACCAGAACCAGCUAGUGCUUAGUAACGGUGGUCGGGUUGACCACUAUGGCAGCACAUUAGUGCGGUCCGUUGGAGGAUCAUUCUCGAGUCCCUACGCGUAUAUGAGCCCGGAGAUGGCGACCUCUUGGACACCUGGACACUUUGAGAGCGGCAUGAUCAGUCUUCAGGGACGACAAGGUUGCCUGUCUGGUAGACGGUCCAGUUUUGACAUGUCAGAGGAGUUCCCAGGAGAGGGGCGCGAGUGCGUAAACUGUGGCUCCAUCUCUACUCCUCUGUGGCGACGGGAUGGUACCGGGCACUACCUCUGCAAUGCCUGCGGACUGUACCACAAGAUGAAUGGAAUCAACAGACCGCUCAUCAAACCCCAGAAACGCCUGCAGACCACAUCUCGCCGGGCCGGCCUGUGCUGCACUAACUGCCACACCAGUACCACCACGCUGUGGCGUCGCAGUGCAGAGGGAGAGCCUGUCUGCAACGCGUGUGGCCUCUACAUGAAACUACAUGGGAUCCCCAGACCAAUGGCCAUGAAGAAGGAAAGCAUUCAGACAAGGAAACGGAAACCUAAGAUGCCGAAGUCCAAAACCUCAACAGGAGGGUCGUCAGCAUCAGGCACCAACUCCCCGUUCUCCCUGUCUGUCUCAGAACAUGCCUCUACUAUAAAGAGUGAACCCAACAUGGUCCCCUCCCCCCACGCCAGACAGGCCAUAGCCUCUAUGUCCCAGACUUCAUCACAUCUGGAUAGUGCAGGAUCAGGACAUGUGGACAUCAAGUAUGAGGACUACCCCUUCACUCCUGCGUCUAUCGCCCCACAGAACUCCUGGUGUGCUCUGUCUCAGGCGUGAGCUAGCUAGACCACAGUUCACUUGGACCAGGUCCUGGGCCUGGGCCUGGACACAGCUUAGCUCAGCUCACUGUGGAUAAUAUAGACUUGUGAAGAGAACUACCUGUUAUUGACUAACUCUUUUUCCCGUGGAAUUGAGGAAUCGAAAAACAGAAGGAAGCGACGGCAAUCAAGUGGAAUGUAUUUGUGGCUACUAUCAAUACUAUUUCUAGUUUUUGUUGUUGUUGUUGUCUUUAUUGAUGUUGUCAUUAUUGAUAUUUUGCUGAGUUCACCAUCGUAGUUUUACAUGGUGUUUCAAGAAAUAACCAGAAAGAGUUCAAUAAGUUAUUACAGAGUGUUAAAGGGAUACUUCGGGAUUUUUCAAUGAAGCCCUUUAUCUACUGACCCAGAGUCAGAUGAGGCCCUUUAUCUACUGACCCAGAGUCAGAUGAGGCCCUUUAUCUACUGACCCAGAGUCAGAUGAGGCUCUUUAUCUACUGACCCAGAGUCAGAUGAGGCUCUUUAUCUACUGACCCAGAGUCAGAUGAGGCCCUUUAUCUACUGACCCAGAGUCAGAUGAGGCUCUUUAUCUACUGACCCAGAGUCAGAUGAAGCCCUUUAUCUACUGACCCAGAGUCAGAUGAGGCUCUUUAUCUACUGACCCAGAGUCAGAUGAAGCCCUUUAUCUACUGACCCAGAGUCAGAUGAACCCAUGGAUACCAUUUUUAUGGUUCUGUGUCCAUUAUGAAGAAAGUUAGAGGUAGUUUCACGAGCCAAUGCAAAUUAGCGUUAGCGCAAUGACUGGGAGUCUAUGGGUGUCUGCUAGCAUGUAGAGACAUACAAAUGGUAUCCACGAUCUGGUAUCCUUCAUCUGACUCUGUGGAAAUAGAUAAAGAGUUUCAUUGCCAAAAUCCAGAAGUAUUCCUUUAAACACAAAACCGGAUGCACAAAGAAUACAAGUGUUUUAUUACCUCUGAACGUGUUUCAUUACUGCUGUGUAGAUGGUUAACUUUCAUAGAAACAUUAUUUAUGUUGAGAUAAGAAUCAUCACAAAACACCAAAGACAACAUGUCAAAUCCCAGAAGUCCCUUCCCUUCUCAGAAUGUUUUGUAUGUUCAAGGUAUGACCUCAAAAAUAGGAAGUAUAGAUUUACAUGUGUUUUGUAUGUAAUGAAUUACAGAUGUUGUUCAUUUAACAAACGAUGCAAAUAUAUUCAUUUCUAUUUUAUCAGAUAGGUUAAAAGUGGCUAAAUACUUUUUUAUUUUAUUUUAGACGUCACAACUGCAUACUGAAUCAGUUUUCUAUAUUUCCAAAACCACUGUUCUAUUAGUUCAAAUUUUUACAAUGUAUCGUCUGAUCAUUUAACGUGCAAUUACUUCAUUUUCAAAAAUGUAAGACAAAGAAAAAUAUACUUUUAUGUUAAUUAUUCUGAAUAUGUUAUUCAACUUGUUUUUGCUGUAUUUUUUGUUGCUGUUGAAAUAUAAGGGAGUUCUAUUUGUAUUUCAUAACGUACAAUUGUAAUGUUCAGGGACUUGAACCUAAUUAUACUUUUUAGCUUUUUUAACCAGGUGCGAUAGUCUCUCUGGUUUUGCAAUGCUCUUUGAAAUCUGUUUAGUUUAUUAAACCGAUAAAUUCA